AUGCCUGCCGAUAGCUCUCCAGUUUCAGGCCAUGGCCAAACUGUUUGUGUCACCGGAGCUGGAGGCUUCAUUGCUUCCUGGAUUGUCAAACUGUUGCUAGAAAGAGGCUACAUUGUUAGGGGAACCUUGAGAAACCCAGAUGACCCAAAGAAUGCUCAUUUGAGGGAGCUUCAAGGAGCUCAAGAUAGGUUGACUUUACGUAAAGCUGAUCUUCUUGACUUUGAGAGCCUUAAAGAAGCCAUCAACGGCUGUGAUGGCGUUUUUCACACAGCAUCACCGGUUACGGAUGACCCAGUGAGUUCUUUUUUGUCAUUGCUUCCUUACUUUGUUUCUUCCUUUUCCUGUUUGGUUGCUGAGAAAAUGCCGGAAAAUAUGCACACUUUUUCUCUUACGUGGAGGAAAAUAUGCACACUUUUUCGAUCAGUUUGUGGAUCCUUCAAACAAAACUAUUACGUGGUGGUUCUGGGUCAGAAACCACUUGCUUUUGUCGAUUGUGAUGUUGUGUACCUCCAAAAUUAA
Molecule: messenger RNA, 519 nt
Organism: Prunus armeniaca (apricot)
Lineage: Eukaryota; Viridiplantae; Streptophyta; Magnoliopsida; Rosales; Rosaceae
Source: the annotation of a GenBank genome assembly